AAUAAAAGAGUGUUUGUGGGCAGUUCAAGGUCAGAAACAAACUAAGGUGGCUGUGAAUCGGCUUUUUUCUCUUGCCACGGCACCAGGGGGAAUGUAACGACGAGGGGAUUAUUUCUUUAAACGAGGUUCUGUGCACCGCUGGGCUCACCAGCUGAUUUUUUUUUAUCCCCGUCAACGACGAAUACCGCUAGACCCGGGCUGCAUGCAGCCAGUCGGCUCUGCUCUCUACAAUGGAGUGCCUUUUUAACGGUACAAUGCAUUUCACCUACCAGAUAGGGGGAGUCCAAGCUGAAAGAUGAAGGGAAUAUGCUGAUGCCUGGCGAUCGGCAUCAAUGCAAACGUUCACCUUUUAGCGGGCAGCCACAGGAAGGCAAGAAGAGAGACAAGUAAUAAAGCCGUAUUUUUUCGUUUCAAACUCAGGAUGCGCGGCAGGGAGCAGCUGUAGGGACAGGAUCGAGGAGUGGACAGUCUUUAACAGGUCCGAAGCGCACUUUUCAGCCACCCCCCGUCAUCCGACAAGAAUAUGAUCCGCUCAAAUCAUAUGGACAUGCCUCAUUAUUCAAUGAACACUAUCUCUCACAACGCAUCGUUUACGCGCAGGAGUUAGCCGGCGCUUCGCCAAAUUUAAAAGGCUCUUGUCGUCCCACCUUCUGUGGAGCUGUCGGCACUCUUCCUGACAUCCGGCAUUCGUUGGAGCGGCGGCAGUCGCGCAGGGCUCCCUGAUCAGUGCCGACCAGAAGCGAAGCUGAAGCUGAGGCUGGCUUAACGGGGCUAAGCACACCAUCACGCUGUCUAAGAAACUACCCCCACCCACCGUCUGAGGUGGCCAUUCCAGCAAGCAGCAGUCAGUCAGGAGUGACAGUGAGAGGCCACUUGAUCCUAACAGACAGGUUGCACUCCAGUAUGCAGUUGGAGUGUUAAGGAUGGAGGACUCUAGUUUGUGUCUUGGUGUGUCGUCAGCGGUGCCCGACACUGAUGCCCAUCUGAGCAGUGCAGUGUUAAAUGGCCGCUACCCCAUCAGUCAAAAGCUUCAUCAGCUUACUGCCCAGCUAGGACACGCCUUUCCUGACCUACACCGCCCACAACAGAUCCCUGAAGAGAAAGCAGCCACGCCUUUGGACGAGAAGACCCACCACGCAGCCCUGGCCAGUCAACCUAUUAGCAGUCAGAUGGCCCUGCUAGCCAAUCAGCUCAACCGAGAUAUUGAUGCAGGGGCACUAAGUGGGUUGAACGGGCGUGUUGACCUGCAGCAGUUUCUCAAUGGCCAGAACUUGGGCAUCAUGUCCCAGAUGAAUGAUAUAGAAGAUGACGCCCGCAAGAAUAGGAAGUAUCCCUGUCCAUUGUGUGGCAAGCGUUUCCGCUUUAACAGCAUCCUGUCACUGCACAUGCGCACACACACAGGAGAGAAGCCCUUCAAGUGCCCCUACUGUGACCACCGAGCGGCUCAAAAAGGCAACUUGAAGAUCCACCUCCGGACCCACAAGUUGGGGAAUCUUGGUAAGGGCCGCGGCCGUGUCAGAGAGGAGAAUAGGCUGCUGCAUGAGCUGGAGGAGAGGGCCAUCCUGAGAGACAAGCAGAUGAGAGGGAGCAGCAGUCUCCAGACAGCUCAAACACCCCAUCUGGGCAUCAGCAGCAGCAGCUCUAACACUCAUCAGCAACAACUAGGCUCAGCCUGUGGCCUCCUUCCCCCCUCUGGCCUUGCCACUCCAGAGACUAUUUCCCAGCCUUCUUCAUCACCCAAGCCGGCUGGCACCCAGGAUGAACAGUCCCUGAACCCAGCCACAGGGUUCCGCUGCACCUUCUGCAAAGGGAAGUUCAAGAAGCGUGAGGAGCUUGACCGCCACAUCCGCAUACUCCACAAGCCCUACAAAUGUACUCUGUGUGAGUUUGCUGCAUCCCAUGAAGAAGAGCUGAUAAGUCAUGUGGAGAAGGCCCACAUCACAGCUGAGACCACACAGGGCCAAGGUGCUGGUGGUGCCGGUGGCACGCAGAUGGCCACUGAAUUCCGCUGUGACGUGUGUGGCCAGGUAUUCAGCCAAGCUUGGUUCCUCAAGGGUCACAUGCGCAAGCACAAGGACUCCUUUGAACACUGCUGCCAAAUCUGUGGCCGUCGCUUCAAGGAACCCUGGUUUCUCAAGAAUCAUAUGAAGGUGCAUCUCAACAAGCUGGCUAUCAAGAGCAAGCCGCCCCAGCCUAGUGAGCAGGACAUGGCUGCCGUCAACAGCAUGAGCAAUCUGGCUCAGGAAGCUCAUGCCAACCUUUAUUCCCGCUACAUCUCCUGUCUACAGGGAGGCUUCCUUUCACCAGACAAACAAGGCCUGAGUGAGCAGCACCAAAUGUUGGCUAAAGCAGGGAUAGCAAUGAAGGAAAAGGAGAUGCUAGGGAAGCUGCUGGGACCCAUGGCAGGAGGCAUGGGCCAUGGGCUGGGCGAAAAUGAGAAGCGCUCACUCCUGGGUUGUCUCAACCUCGUGCCACCACUCAAAUCGAGCUGCAUGGAGCGCCUCCAGGCAGCUGCAAAAGUGGCUGAGAUGGACUCCCUCAAUAGCUACCAAGCCUGGCAGAUAAUGGCUCGUGGCAUGGCUAUGGACAGGGCUUUCAUGCCGAAAGAGCAGCAACAGCACCAGCACCAGCACCAUAUACCUCCAGGGCAGGAAGAUGAGAUGGGUGGUGCUGGAGCCUUGGCUUCCUUCUCAAAGGAUAAACAAGACUACUCCUUGAUUGCUUCCAAUGAUAGCUCCAAGCAGAAGCAGCUCUCUGAAGCUUUGCAGGGAUCCAAGGCUGCUGGCGGAGCCAUGAUGUCCAUGAAGGAGGAUGGAAGAGGCUUUGACAGUCACCGUGACUUAAUGUCUCACCACGGUAAUGCUGAGGCUCCUGGAGCCCUGGCAGGCUUGGGAAGCCCUAACAUCGACUACAGCCUCUCCAGCCUCUCCAGCCUGAAGGAGAAGCCUUCAGAGUGCCCUGACUGUGGCCGUGUCUUCAGAACCUACCAUCAGAUGGUUGUCCACUCCCGCAUCCAUGGGAAAGACAGGAGAGGCAUUGAGGAAGCGUUCCAGCAACAGGGUUUGGACGAGCGCCGUGGAUCAGCAAGUGACCCCGAGUCCCAGUCCAUCAGCCGCUCCACCACUCCUGGUUCAUCCAACGUGACAGAAGAGAGCGGAGCAGGAGGAGGACACUCCCAGACGGGAAGCGUCCAGGAUGACAGCCCUCAUCCCUCCUCACCAUCUUCAGAUGUCGGGGAGGACUUGGGGAAGGCGGCGGGGAGCAUUCAGCCGUCUCUGUCCCAGCAUCGCGAGCGGAGUCUGGGCUCGUCCUCCAAGGAUUGCCCCUACUGUGGCAAGUCCUUCCGCACCUCCCAUCAUCUCAAAGUCCACCUGCGGAUACACACAGGAGAGAAACCCUACCGGUGCCCUCAUUGUGACUAUGCCGGCACCCAGUCUGCCAGUCUGAAGUACCACCUGGAGCGCCAUCACCGUGAGCGCCAAAAUGGCUCCACCACCUCAGGCCCAUCCUCUGGCCACACCCCCUCUUCUGACCACAAAGAGGAUCACGGGAAGACAGCCAGUGGCGGAAUCUUUGCCCGACCAGACGUCCUCCGUAAUGUUUUCAAGGGCAUGCCUCCCAACCUAGACUUCAGGGCAGGUCCAUUGCUGCCACAUCAGUGGGCGUCUGCUGGCAUGAUGUCACCGCAUGACCGAGAUCGUGAGCGGGAGCGUGGAGACCGCCGAUUUGACUCUGCCGUCUCAGCUGAGAACAUGAAGACCGCAGAUGGCCCCUCCUCCCUGGUCUCAACAGCGACAGAUAGCUUCUCCGAUCUAAGCAGGGCCUACCAAAGCAUGAUGGGAAACGGAGCCCACUUUCAAGGUUCUCUCCAGGCCUUCAUGGACAACUUCGUCCUCAGCUCCAUGAAGAAAGAUAUGAAGGACAACCAGAGUCCAGUCCAGCUCCAGGCCCAUUGCUACCAUGAUAAUGGUGAGCCCAAAGCAAAGCGGGCUGUUUCAGCUGAGCAGGAAAGAGAGGAAAAGGCUGAAGCCAAACAGAACUCAGAGCCUGGCAAACCUGGGUCCCAGUAUGAACCCCUUGAUCUGUCUGUGUCAGUCCGGCCUGAGUCUGCAUCUGGUUCUCUCCCUGGCUCUUCAGUCACCAUCCACGAUAAUGUGGCAUGGCAUGGCUGCCUCUUCUGUUCCUUCUCCACCUCCUCAUUGGAGCUCAUGGCUCUGCACCUCCAGGCCAACCACCUGGGCAAGGCCCAACCGCAGCGGUCUGAUACAGGCAAGGAGCUUCAUGGAGAGGCUUCUCCAACAACCUCCUCCAUUCACUCCUCCAACACCAAGACCUCUGGUGUGGCUCUUGACAAAGAUGGAGACAGAGAUGGAGAGAAAACCCAGGGAGGCUGGAACAACCACAUGGACCAGCCCUAUAACCCUUUCCAGAGUGACUUCUACAGGCGGUUUGGUGGUUUGUAUGAUGGAUCCCCGAGGGCAAACCAGGGCCUUCAAGGGUAUAUAGCCCCAAUAGAGCAGAGCCUGGACCUACCUAGCCAGGCUUUUGGAGGAGCAUCUUCAGCCGGUGAUGACCAGAUCGGUGAGAGGGGCUCCUGUGGAGACACUGAAGAGGAUCAGGUUGGAUCAGAAGAUGAGGUUGUAAAGGCUGGGGUGCGCAGUGCCAGUGAUACCCCCUCAACCACCCCGAAGAGACAGCAGCAACAGAAUCACUCUGAUGAAGAGGAAGAGGAAGGAGGAGUGGCUGAAGAGGAAGAAGAAAGAGAUGAGCAUGGGCCAAUGGACAUGGAGAGAGAAGAAGAAGAAAGCCCAGUUUCAGACCACCUCCAGAACCACCCCAAACAACUCCAAGAUGACUCCUCUCUGCCCCCAAGGAGCGGAGCUGGUUUGCCGGCAUCUUCCUCUGCCAUGAAACCACUUUCUCUGGUUCCGCAACCCAAGAACCAAGCUCUGGCGCUGGAGAAGCAGUGGCAGCAGGGCCUUGGCCUCCUGUCUCCUGGAGGUCCUCCAGGACUGUUGAAGGCCGAGCAGCAGACCCACCUAGAGCAGCAGAUGAACAUGCUGUCUGUCCUCAGAGCCUACAGCAAUGACAACCUCCCCGCAUUCAAUGGCCUGGGAGGUGGAGCAUCCACAGGGGGCAUGAAGAGGCCAGAUGCACCUGUGCAUCUCUGGGUAGGAGAGGAGGACCAGCCCAUGACCCAUGACCCCGCGCUGACCCACGACCCCAACCAUCUUAACAACGACCUUAACCACCCUAACAACCAUAACCUAGGCGACCCCGAGGGGCUGGACGCCCACGCUGUAAACAAAGACUAACGGCCAGCACCGGAGCAAGGCAGGAUGAUGAGGAUGAUGGUGAAGGCGAUGAUGAUGAUGAUGAUGAGGAGGAUGAAGGAUAAAUGAAGGAAUACACUAUAACAAAGACUUUAUUUAAGAUGAAAAAAAAAAACACAUACUACCGUCAGAGUCAAGAGAAGGCGAGAACUAUAUGAAGGAAAGUUCGGGACAGUUUUCCUUUGGGGACGGAUUUUGCGAGAUGGACCUAAUGACUUUUGCAAGCGUCCUCGGACGCUAAACAAAGUGACGGCAACUUUCCUGUGUUGUCUCCUGUGGUCUGAAUGCCCCUUGUCUUCGUUGUCUUUUCUCUUAUACAAUGUUUAUUUUGUUUUUGGUUUUCUUUUGAUGAAACUACCUGUCUGAUUAGCACUUCCUGUAACUGGCACCGCAAUCUCUGAUACAUUCCUUGAGCUAGAAAGGUGUGUCUUUUUUUAAAUUAGGACUGAAGUGUAGUACUUAAUCAAAUGCUUUCAAAAAGACUUUUUCUCUCCUGUUAAAUGAAGAAGACAGUUAUUUCCACGUCCACGGACCACCAUUGUAUUGUACCUGGAAUGUAUUCUACUGUAGAAUAGAAACUCAACUUUACCGGACUGUUGACAGAGACCAAGCACACUACCUGUCACAACAGCCACUUCUGGCUCUCCUAUCAGCUGUCAUAGACUCACUAUUUAUGUCCCAUGACCAUGCAUCACACUGAUUAUGGUUGAUAAAGGACAGGGCACCAUAUGACAAUCUGCAACACAAGUUGGUUUCCAGAAAUAAUGUGGUAUCGCUGGUAGAAAAACAGUUGACUCUCGAUGAUGGUGGUGCUAAUGAUGAUUGUGAAGGAGGCCGAAUAAUCAAACUGCCCUAAAUGUACUUAUAAUACUAUAUCCCCCCUCCAUAACCAGGUCGGUACAGGCCUUCACCCUGCUAUAUGGCUCCCUUUGUCUUUUUUUCUUCUUCUGUAUCAUUCAACACGGCGCCCAUAGACGCUUAAUGUACAUAGAGAGAUAUACAGUAGUCAAAAAAACAGUGAAAACUAAAGUUUUAAAGCGUUUGUGACGAGGAGAAGCAAAGACAGUAGUUUACACGGCCACGGAAAGGUAGGCAUUCUUCUAGAGUUUGACAGAGAAGAAUUAAAAAAAAAAAAACAGAUCUCAAAAACAAAAAAGAGGGGGGGGGACAGUUUCUUUCUUUAUCGCCCUCCACUCGUUUCUCUUCAUCGCUCAUGUCAACCUCAAGGACUUCUAGUGUUGCAGAUGUUUCUGAAAUACUGCCACUGAUCAUUGUUGCACAGUGUUACUGACUACUGAAAAUGGUUUGAUGUAUUUACUUUAAGAUGAGAAAAAAAAAAGAACAAAAAACUGGAAAAAAGACAUAUUGUGUAUAGCCUUAGAUACAAGUCAUCUGUUAUUGCUUCUACAAAGCUAUGUAGCUGUGCUAGACCGUAGGACGUAGGGUUGAUUUUAUUUUGGAUUUUUAUAUGUACUGUACAUUAAUGCCUUCUCCAUUUACUGAUCAAAAAAAAGAGGAAAAAGAUGACAAUCGUCUCCUGUGCUGAAAACAUAUUUGCCCCCAUAUAUACAGAAUCCAUUAUGCAUAGAGGGACUUUAUCCUUUCUUAUUUCUUUCAUUUGUUUUGGUUCUCAGAAGUAUUUUGCACUGUGAUAGUAUUAUAAAUCCAACCUAUACAGUACAAAACUAGCUAACUAACUAAACUGAAGGUGUGUGUCUGUGUGUCCCUUGGCAUUGUGAAAUGUUUCUACGUCAUUUUUUGUGAACCCAGAGAAAAAUUCUAAUGCGGUAUGUACAGUUCAAAUAUAAUACUUCUUUAUUUCAGUUCGAUCAACCUCUAUACUGUAUGUGGCUUUGACAAAUUGUUACCCAGAUUUCUUUUGUAUGCUAAUGCCCCCUUUGACCUGCAGCGUAGGCCUGUCACUGCUUCAGCCUGAGUGAUUUCCAGUGCUCAAAUUCCAACUUGAGGAGAUUUUGCCGCAGUACAGCCUCUGAUUUUUGUUUCCCCCCAUUUUAAUUUGAUUUAUGUAGAUUACAAUUAACCAUUCUUUCAAUUUCAAUAUGCCAGGAAAAGAGGGGAUUCAAAAGUAAAAUAACAAGAGUGAGACAUGAAAAGUGAGAAGUAAUGGUUGUAGGGAAAUAUAACAGGGUGUCUGAAGGGAGGAAUUCUGGAAAUGGGGUCUGAGUAAACCAAUCAGACGUAUCCUGCCGGAGGCACUGACCGAUGGCUUUGACCUCUGACCCUAUCUGUUUUCCAGGGGUGCAAAGAUGAGAGAUUAAUGGCGAGAGUCUCGCUUGGGCUCUCUCCAUCUCUGAACCAGCUAUAAUGAGCAUUCCACUCCACAUAUUAUGUACAAAACCUGUCUUGUGAGCUGAACACUCUUUAUGUUUCGCUGUACCCUCAUGGCAGAUGCUUCGUUUUGUAACUACUGAACUGUACUUAUAGUAAAAAUAAAAUGUAUUCAAACUAAAAAAAAAAAGGAUUGUCACAGAGCAA
Messenger RNA from Dicentrarchus labrax (European seabass), 7829 nucleotides. It is a transcript of the gene znf536, whose product is annotated as zinc finger protein 536. The record is from RefSeq and is a predicted model, not a curated record. Lineage: Eukaryota; Metazoa; Chordata; Actinopteri; Moronidae. The transcript has 8 exons. Gene Ontology annotation, cellular component: nucleus. Gene Ontology annotation, molecular function: DNA-binding transcription factor activity, RNA polymerase II-specific; RNA polymerase II cis-regulatory region sequence-specific DNA binding. Gene Ontology annotation, biological process: regulation of DNA-templated transcription. Bases 924 to 5315 code for a protein of 1463 amino acids.